Messenger RNA from Paramuricea clavata, 2645 nucleotides. NCBI's taxonomy places the organism in Eukaryota, Metazoa, Cnidaria, Anthozoa, Malacalcyonacea, Plexauridae. The record is from the annotation of a GenBank genome assembly.
AUGGCUGAACCAUUUUCCAACAUAGAGUCAGAAACAAUAGAUGCUUCAACUAAACUAGUCAAAGAAAAAAAUGUUAAGGAUUUCAUUAGCUCACCAUCUUCGCAAAUUGACCCAUGUCAGACUAAAGGCAUCAGCCUAAUAAAAAAUCCCAAGCAAGAACCAAAAACAGAUUAUUCAUACAACCCUUCGAAAGUGGAUCUAUGGAACAAACCUCGUCUAAGCCAUUCAGACACAUCUGUAUUAAUUAGCUCUAAGAGAUCUUGCAAAAAGUUGGAUUUGUCUGGUUGUGGUCUUACAAAGUUACCCGAGGUUCUUCGUGACUUUCAUGAACUGGAAGAACUGAAUCUAUCUAACAACCCUCUAAGCAAUUUAGAUAUACCUUUCUUGGAAUACUUACCUUGGUAUAGGUUGAAAAAGUUGAAUUUGUCUGGCUGUGGUCUUACAAAGUUACCCAAAGGUCUUCGUGACUAUCAUAGACUGGAAGAACUGAAUCUAUCUAACAACCCUCUAAGCAAUUUAGAUAUAUCUUUCUUGGAAUACUUACCUAGUUGGUAUAGGUUGAAAAAGUUGGAUUUGUCUGGUUGUGGUCUUACAAAGUUACCCGAGGGUCUUUGUGACUGUCAUAAACUGGAAGAACUGAAUCUAUCUAACAACCCUCUAAGCAAUUUAGAUAUAAUUUUCUUGGAAUACUUACCUAGUUGGUAUAGGUUGAAAAAGUUGGAUUUGUCUGGUUGUGGUCUUACAAAGUUACCCGAGGGUCUUUGUGACUGUUAUAGACUGGAAGAACUGAAUCUAUCUAACAACCCUCUAAGCAAUUUAGAUAUAUCUUUCUUGGAAUACUUACCUAGGUGGUAUAGGUUGAAAAAGUUGGAUUUGUCUGGUUGUGGUCUUACAAAGUUACCCGAGGGUGUUCGUGACUAUUAUAGACUGGAAGAACUGAAUCUAUCUAACAACCCUCUAAGCAAUUUAGAUAUAUCUUCCUUGGAAUAUUUACCUUGGCAUAGGUUGAAAAAGGUGGAUUUGUCUGGUUGUGGUCUUACAAAGUUACCCGAGGGUCUUCAUGACUAUCAUAGACUGGAAGAACUGAAUCUAUCUAACAACCCUCUAAGCAAUUUAGAUAUAUCUUCCUUGAAAUAUUUACCUCGCUAUGAGUUGAAAAAGUUGGAUUUGUCUGGUUGUGGACUUACAAAGUUACCUGAUUUGAAAGUAUGCAGCAACCUACAAGAGUUGAAUUUUUCCAACAAUUCCUUUGACCAUCAAGAUCUAUUAGAAAAACUAAAUAGUGGGAAGGUGUUUAGUUCAUCAGGUUUUCGUCAGAGUGGCAAGGAACUAUUAGAACCCACGGCCAGUGGUUUGGGGUUGUCCAAACGAACCUGCAGGAUCAUAUUUGAGGAUGCUGUUUAUAUACAGAAUAGUGGAGGUUAGACAUAUAUUGUUUAAUAAUCAUAUUGAAUAACAAUCCAUUGGGUCUAGGUUCUCGCCAGGUUCUAUCAACUGUGAUCCUAAUUUGGUGGGAAAAGAAGGAAAACUACACUAAUGUUUAUGCUAUAUGUGAAACAUGCAUUUAACUAAAAUAGCUAAAUUGGAUUUAUAUACACAAACAACAUUUAUGACAUUUGCAUUUUAUGCUCAUGCAUGGUAACUGGAAAGUCAAGAAAAGCAUGAUCAGUUAAAAAUAGAGUGGGCCUAUAAUGUAAUGUUUUAGUCAUAUACAUGUAUAUCCAACAACUGUGAAAUUUUUUUUUUUUUCUCUUUUAGUUUGGACAGUUGCGCAUAAAGGUACUUCUAUUUAUAUUUUCAUUUUUUCUCAUUUUCUUAGAGAUUUUUCAAUAACCAAAUAUUUAUUGCUUGCUCGUAUUGUAUAAUAAAAAGACUAAAAGUAUAAUAUAAUUCAUAAAGUGGCUAUAUAAACACGUUUAUUGUGCAUAAAAUUAAGUGUUGUAGAAAUCUGAUAGAAUAGAAUAGAAGCUUUAUUGAUACAAGAGUUACAAUCAGUAAAAUACUGUUCGCCCAAAUUAUUGAACCUGAUUUUUAGCUUAACAUAUCAAUAGACAAUUCUCAUUAUAGACUAAUUUUAAAACUAGGCAAAGAGAUGCAAAUAAAUCACGACAGCUAGAAAGAGCGUACUAAGAUGAGUAAAAUUACAAAGUUUGGUUGCGAAAUGUUGUAAAAUACGGAAAAUAUAUAUCCCUGCAAAGUUUGCAAAUUUUGUAUACUUUUGUAUAGCAUGCGGAAAUUGCUGCCAUUUUCGGCCUAAAUCAUGGUGGUAGCAAUUUCCGCACGCAAUACAAAAGUAUACAAAAUUUGCGAAUUUACAAGGCUAUAUUUUCCGCAUUUUACAACUUUUGGCAAACAAACUUUGCAUUUUUACUCAUUUUAGUAUAUGCUCUUUCCGGGAAUAUAUACUUUUUGCGAACAUCAAAAAAUUAGUCUAUAUCAUGGGAAUUGUCCAUUGAAAGUGUUAUUAUUUCAUUUUGCUGUUGCAGUUGUUGCAUCUACGGAAGAAAUAUAUAAAGGGCAAAUGGGGUUGGAAGAACUAAAUAGGUUUAGUGGACUGAGUUUACCGAAUAAAGAAAUCUGGUUGGAUGAAUUCUGUCAAAUAAGAAAGUACAAGAAUCUCACAAUUGAAAGUUAUUAUGCCAUGC